AUGAAGAGCCUCGCCAUCGUUGGCGUUCUCGCCGUGUUCGCGAAUGGUCUCGCAGCUUCUGCUUCUGCUCCGGAUCUGGACCAGUCCGCUGGCGAGAUCAUUGAUGGUGCCGAGAUCACGUCUCCCGACGGGGCAUUCCACCAUGCCCCCGCCGCCUUGCCGUCGUCAAACCCAACAUUGACCAAGGUCAUCGUGAAGCCUUGGGCCACAGCAUCCGAGACUCCUUCGCCCAAUGGCAAUCGCGAGGAGCCUGGCGCGAGAAAGCCUUCCCAAAUUCUGCCCGUCAUCUUCAGUGAAGCCUGGAAAUUCUUCAAUGAUAGAGUUGCGGCUGGACGGCGUCCCGAUGAGCCUGAGAUGAGAAGACGAUUCCCAUCCCUCUGGCAUUAUCGCAAAGCCCGGUGGAUGUACUGUCGUUUCCUAUGCGCCACCGAGAAGUGUGUCUGCGAGUGUCUAGGCUUGAAUGGGCCAGACGCUCCCGUCGUGUCCCAGACCAGCGCCACGACUUUGACCACCUCAACUUGUACGUCGACGGCCGGACCUACGAUGACCUCUUCUGCAGCAACAGAGACUACAUCGCCGGUGACCACCGAGACGACCACCGAGACGACCACCGAGACGACCACCGAGACGACCACCGAGACGACCACCGAGACGACCUCAGAGACGACCUCAGAGACGACCUCCCAGGCAACCUCUGUCGUGGCCCCUUCUAGUGAAACCCCAGUUCCUACUGGCACCAGCACGACUUCGAUUGACGCGGCGCCUACCAUUGCAGAUCCUACGGAGACAGCUUCCCCUAGCACGACUCCCAUUGUCACGCCCUGCAAAGACGCGACUACCGUGACCGCUGCUCCGCAGACCGUCACAGUCACUCAAGUCGCAACGACCACCGUAACGGGUGUGCAUUACCCCUUGAACCCGCUUGACCCAGAUUUGGUCGGCCGUGACUCCAACAAGAUUCCUCAAGACUGGAAGGCCUAA
Molecule: messenger RNA, 981 nt
Organism: Colletotrichum karsti
Lineage: Eukaryota; Fungi; Ascomycota; Sordariomycetes; Glomerellales; Glomerellaceae
Product: Cell wall protein DAN4 precursor
Exons: 2
Coding region: 1-981 (326 amino acids)
Source: RefSeq, a predicted model, not a curated record